AUGAGGGGCAGGACUGGGAGGAGCUGGAAGCCGGAGACAACAGACCCGACGCCGGGAGUUACGACUACUGGCAGAAGCGUGCUGCCACAUACGACCAGGACAUCUUUCGAUCCAGCGACGAGGACCAUGAGGGCAUCAUUCACGGCGAAAUUGAUGCAGCUGCGCGGCGCGCAGAGAAAGCUCGUGAGCUUACAAAAGGAGACGAUGGCUCGCAUGCAGUUUCCAAGCUCGUGGCCGUGGAUGCAGGGUGUGGACCUGGUCUGUGGCUGGAUGCACUGA
This is a messenger RNA of Symbiodinium sp. CCMP2456, 279 nucleotides long. NCBI's taxonomy places the organism in Eukaryota, Dinophyceae, Suessiales, Symbiodiniaceae. The record is from the annotation of a GenBank genome assembly.